AUGAGCACAGACGCACAGCACUACCUCGCCGUGCUCAGGGCGUCCUACGACUACGCGCCCCAGUCCGACGACGAGAUCGCCAUCCGCGAGGACCAGCUGCUGCUCCUCGUCGAGCGCACGGACGACGACUGGUGGAAGGUGCGCCCCAGGGCCGACUCGCCAGAUGCCGAGGAGCAGCCCGCAGGCCUCGUCCCCUCCGCCUACGUCGACCAGGCACCGACCGUGAAAGCCCAAUACGCCUACGACGCCGUCGCCCCGGGCGAGCUCACAGUCGCCGAAGACGACCUCCUGCACACCUUCGGCCCCGCGCAGGACGGCUGGCUGCUCGUCCAGGCCCGCGGGAAAGACGGCGCGGGCUACGUCCCCGCCAACUACGUCGAGGAGAGCACGGAAGAGGCGGAAGAGGCAGUACCCGUCGCCGCCGCACCGAUACUCGCCAACAUCGUCGUCCCCGAUUCGGCAAUAAGCACCUACGCCGACCCCGCCGACCUCGUCGCCUCCUCCACAAAGGCGCGCGCCGCCGCUCCCGCCGCGUCCGACCCGAUACAGACCUGGUCCGUCUCGGAGGUCGACAGGAAGGGGAAGAAGAAGAAGGGUACCCUCGGCGUCGGUAACGGCGCCGUGUUCUUUGCGAGCGAGAGCGACAAGACGCCCGUGCAGAAAUGGCAGAUGGCAGACGUCGCCUCGGCCAAGAUCGACAAGGCCAAACACAUCCUGAUCGAGAUCGGCAGCUCCGGCGGCGGCAGCACGGCGCCCGCGAGCCUGCACUUCCACGCGGGCUCGAAGGACGCGGCAGAGGCGAUCGCAGCGAAGCUCGACGCGUCGCGCGCGCUUGCCGCUGCUGCCUCCGCUGCCGCCGAGUCCGGGUCCAGCUCUGGGUCGGGCGUGGGGGACGGCGUGGGCGCGGGGCCGGGCGCGGGGAAGAAGGGCGCGUCGGUGCAUUUUUCGGAGCAGGGCCCGGCGAUCAUACCGCCGCGCGAGGACGGGGACGAGGAGGACGGCGCCGCGGAGGACGACGAGGGCGAGGGCGAGGAGGGCGAGGAGGGCGACUCGGACCCCGACGCUGCCGGCGCGCACGCGGGCGAGGCGGCGGUGGCGCUGUACGAUUUCGCGGCGCAGGGGGACGACGAGAUGAGCGUCGCGGAGGGCGAGGCGCUGUGGAUCGUCGAGCGGGACGGGGACGAGUGGUGGAAGUGCCGGAAUGCGAAGGGGGAGGAGGGCGUCGUGCCCGCGUCGUAUGUCGAGGUGCGUGGCGCGUCUGGCUGUGCGGGGCCGGCGCCGUCUGGGUCGGGCGCGCCGGCGCCGGCGCCUCUUGCAGUCGCUGCGGCUGAGGAGGACGAGGUGGAGGAGGCGGACGAUUCGGCGGCGCAGGAGGCGGAGGCGCGGGCCAGUGCCGAGCGCGCGCAGAAGGAGCGGAAGAAGAUCGAGCAGGAGCAGCGCGCCAAGGCCGCCGCCGCCGCCGCCGCUGAGGUCGACCGGAAACGCAAAGAGAGGGACGCGCGCGAGGCAGAGCAGAAGGCGAAGGAGCGCGCAGAAGCGGACGUGCGCAAGCGGGAGACGCCGUCGCCGUCGCCGUCGCCUUCGCCUCGACCGUCGUCCUCCUCCUCGUCGUCCAAGCCCCGCGCGUCCACGGACCAGUCCCCGCGCAGCUCGAUCGACAAGCGCGGCCCCCCGCCAUCGGAGAAGACGCGCGUGUGGCACGACCGCUCGGGCCAGUUCCGCGUCGAGGCCGCCUUCCUCGGCUUCGCGAACGGCAAGAUCCGCCUGCACAAGGUCAACGGCGUCGUGAUCGAGGUGCCGUCCGAGAAGAUGUCCGUCGAGGACAUGCGCUUCGUCGAGCGCGUCACCGGCCGCCCGCAGCCGCAGCGCCGCGCGUCGGACGACGACGACGAGCCGCUCGCGCACCGCCGCUCGUCGCUCAAGGUCCCCCCGCGCUCCGCGACCGCGCCCCCGUCCGCCGCGCCGGCGCCGAAGAAGCCGACGAUCGACUGGUUCGAGUUCUUCCUCAACGCGGGGUGCGACGUCGACGACUGCACGCGCUACGCGUCCGCGUUCGAGCGCGACAAGAUGGACGCGCAGAUCCUGCCCGAUAUCACCGAGAGCACCAUGCGCUCCCUCGGCCUCCGCGAGGGCGACAUCAUCCGCGUGCGCAAGGCCAUCGCCGCCCGCGCGCCUCCGCUCCCAUCCGCUGGCUCCGGCGCCGGCGCGGGCGACGCCGAGCAGCUCCGCCGUGACGAGGAGCUCGCGCGCCAGCUGCAGGUGGAGGAGUCCAAGCGCCCCGUCGCGUCCCCGCCGAAGCUCUUCACCGCCGGCCCGGGCGGCGCGCUCAAGAGCACGCGCCGCGGCCGCCCCCCGCCGAGCAAGAGCGGCCCGCUCGCGUCCGUCGAGCUCGGCGCCAUCGCCACCGCCUCCGACCAGAUUCAGCGCUCGUCCACCCCGCAGGUAUCCAGCGCAGCGGGCUCCGCCGCGCCCUCGCCCGCCCCCGCGUCUGUGCUCGUGCCCGCGACCGCAUCCGUGCAGUCGCCAGCGCCGCCCCCGCCGAGCGGGUUCGACGACGACGCGUGGACGCCGCGCCCUAGCUCGACGAAGCCCGCCGCAACGCCGACGCCGACUCCGCCUGUCCUCGAGCCCCGCGCGCCCUCGGCCCCGCCAGCUCCGCCAGCCCCGCCAGCGCCCGCCCCAGUCGCGGCGCGCGUCUCGUCCCCGCCCGCCGCAGCGCUACAGCCGCAGCCCACGAGCGGCGGGAACCUCGCCAAGACGACAGAAUCCGACAUCUUCGACCAGCUCGCGCGCCUCAGCCAGCUCCGCGUGCGGAGCCCGCCCGCCGUCAGCCUCGGCACCUCCGCCGGCUUCAACGCCAGCGCCAGCGCCGCGCCGUCCCCGUCGAUCGUGUCCCCGCCGCCAGGGGGCUACGCGCAGGGCAUGGGCAUGGGCAGCUCGCCCGUUCCGCUCGGGCAGCACCUGCACGCGCAGCAGACGGGGCUGCUUCCGCCGCCGCGCGCGCCGUCAGUCGGCGGCGGCGUCGGCGCGAGCGGGCCCCGCGGGCCGUACGCGCCUGUGCCGGCGAACCAGACGCUGUUGCAGCCGCUCAUCCCGACGACGACCGGCUUUGGAGGGUUCGUGCCCACGCGCGGCGCGCAGGCGUCGCCGUUCCAGCAGCAGCAGCAAUCGCCGUUCCAGCAGCAGCAGCCGCUCCAGUUCCAGCAGCCGUCGUUCCUCUCGGCGCAGCCCACGGGCUUCGGCGCGCAGCCGAUGCUCCCGCAGCAGACGGGCUUCCAGAUGUCAGGCCCGCUGAUGUCCCAGCCCACUGGGUUCGGCGGGUAUGGCGGCGGUGGUGCGCCGCCGCCGCCGCCGCCUGUGCCUCCGCUGCCGUCUUUCCAGAGCAGCAACUCGUUUGGGCAGAUGCAGCCUUCGCCUACGGGCUUCAACACCGGCUUCGGCCAGCCGCCGUCGUUUAAUGGUGGCGGGAUGCACACUGGUCUGCCCCAGCAGCAGCAGCAGCAGCAGCAGCAGGGGAAGGACACGUCGCCCGCGAAUAUCUUCGCGCAGAUGAAGGCCGGCACGUUCGCGAACGACGCCGCGCCGCAGUCUUCCGACAAGUACGAUGCCCUUCGGCCGGCGCCCGCGCAGCUUACCGCGCAGCCGACGGGGUGGGGCUAUCCCGGCUUUCCCGGAGGGUACGGUGGAUACCAAUAGUAGUCUUCUUUUACGGACGUUUUACUAUUUUUCGUGAUACUCUCCUUUCGUUCGCUCUCACCUCGCUCGUCUUUCCUUAUCCCUUUUUUUGUUUUUUGUUCCUGUCUUACUUUCUCCGUCCCCGUCCGCUCUCAAUGCACGUCGUCCCGUUCCGGAUCC
Heterobasidion irregulare TC 32-1 is the source of this 3855-nucleotide messenger RNA. RefSeq lists its product as uncharacterized. The record is from RefSeq and is a predicted model, not a curated record. NCBI's taxonomy places the organism in Eukaryota, Fungi, Basidiomycota, Agaricomycetes, Russulales, Bondarzewiaceae. Bases 1 to 3696 code for a protein of 1231 amino acids. The transcript has 11 exons. Gene Ontology annotation, molecular function: cytoskeletal protein binding; identical protein binding; ubiquitin binding.